Messenger RNA from Megalops cyprinoides (Indo-Pacific tarpon), 1326 nucleotides. RefSeq names its product elongin A, like (gene eloal). Gene Ontology annotation, biological process: transcription elongation by RNA polymerase II. Lineage: Eukaryota; Metazoa; Chordata; Actinopteri; Elopiformes; Megalopidae. Gene Ontology annotation, cellular component: elongin complex; nucleus. The record is from RefSeq and is a predicted model, not a curated record. The coding region runs from base 1 to 1326 and encodes 441 amino acids. The transcript is spliced from 11 exons. Gene Ontology annotation, molecular function: protein binding.
AUGGCCGCAGCAGAUGUUUCGAAGAAAGUGUUGCAGUUAAAACAACAAUUAAAAGAAUCGUCUGAAUCUAAGACGAUUCUGAAAAUCUUGAAGAGGCUGCAGGGGAUAGACAUAACCCUUGAUAUCCUUGCAGAAACAGGGAUUGGGAAAGCAGUCAAUGCUUUUCGAAAACAUGGCAAUGCUGGAGAAGUGGCUAAAUCAUUAGUUAGUCAAUGGAAAAAGUUAAUUCCCAAAGAAUCCACCAGUGAAGGGAAAAAAACAAAGGUGCUUAAAAUAACAAAGAAACCAUGUGGGAGUAAUGAUGAGAACCAACAGAGUGAGGAUGAGUUGGAAAAACCUGCAAUGUCUUUUGAGUCCUACCUGAGCUAUGACCUGAAAGCACCCAAGAGAAAAAAUAAGUCUUAUGAUGAUAAGAGAACUGCUAAGAAACUCAGAGUUAAUGGUGAAAGAACAGAGCCUCCAGGUAAGGCCACCAAUGGAAAGACCAGCACAGAAGAACCUCUGAAAAAGGUUUCAACGGGGUCAGUAAUGGAUUUGCUUAAUGUUCCAUUGCCAACUUUCCUUCCUGAGUGUGAAGAUCUUAACAAUUUCCCUUACAUUAAGAAAAAACCUGAAGAUGUGGUCCCUGUUGUUUGUGAGGAAGCCCCGAUCUUCACAGGCCAGAGGCUGAAUAGGAAGAUGCAGGUCUAUUCUGGGCCAAAGACAACUUUCCUCCCAACAAUGAUGAGCCUGCACCAGCAGUGCCUCCGUGCAAUCCGGAACAACAUUGACUUGCUCUAUGAGAUUGGAGGGGUACCGUUCGAAAUCCUAGAGCCGGUAUUGGAGCGCUGCACCCCUGAACAGCUGCUCCGGAUAGAAGAAUGCAACUCGGUGUACAUCGAGGAGACUGACCACCUGUGGAAGACGCACUGUCAGCGGGACUUCAAGAACGGGCGACUGGAGGAGUAUGAGUCCUUCAGGGAGAUGUACCUCCGGCUCUCCGAGGAGAGAGAGAGCAAACUGAAGAGACUGACAGAGAGCAUCGUUUCUGCUCACUCCGGAAAGCCGAAAGGCCGCCAGGUGAAGUUGACAUUCAUUAACACAGCUGUAAAGCCCCCCAGGCAUGUUCGUAUCCAGCAGGAGAUCCAUGGCACUGCAGGCUCUGUGUUGCAGUCCAACCUGUUGAACCCUCCCAGUGUCAAACCCCUGGCUACCGGAGCAAGGCCCAGCUGCAGUGGGACCACAAGCAGCACCAGCCAAGCACAGGACCCCAAGAAAAUGAGGAGAGUGGCCCCCAUGAUGGCGAAGUCCCUGAAGGCCUUUAAAAAGCAGCUGGGCCGCAGAUGA